This is a messenger RNA of Eleginops maclovinus (Patagonian blennie), 1681 nucleotides long. Its product is annotated as zgc:172076. Gene Ontology annotation, biological process: phosphocreatine biosynthetic process. The transcript has 10 exons. The coding region runs from base 133 to 1377 and encodes 414 amino acids. Lineage: Eukaryota; Metazoa; Chordata; Actinopteri; Perciformes; Eleginopidae. The record is from RefSeq and is a predicted model, not a curated record. Gene Ontology annotation, molecular function: creatine kinase activity.
GCAGUGUGUGCAGUUAUAAAAAGAGGACGUCACUGUUUGGACUGUAACUGGACCCCUGCAGGAUGAGCUGCUCGGGACCAACAGAACUAUUCUUAGACCUUUUGUUAUGCUGACGGCCGUCACGCUGAAAACAUGUGGAAGGUCAAACCUCCAGUUUAUUUCCCCAUGGAGACGAGGUACCGCCCAAUUUUGGAGAGUUUGGUCCCCCCCGACCCCAUGUCCCAGUUCAACCUGAGGAGAGGGUCCCCUGACGAGGAGUUUCCUGACCUGAGCAGGAACUACACCUGGAUGGGACGGAUCCUCACACGGGCCAUGUACAGCCGCCAGUUCCACCGCUGCACCCACAGCGGGGUCCUCUUCGAUGAUGUCAUCCGCCCGGGCCUCGAGGAACCAGGUGAUUGGUGCAGUCCUGCCUCUGUGGGCUGUGUGGCGGGCGAUGCUGAGUCCUACAUCCUGUUCUGCGACUUCUUUGACCGUGUCAUCGAGGCGCAUCACGGACACAAGAUCACCAGUCAGACGCCAGAAAGCGACUUCAACUGCGACAACUUGAAGGGGGGUGAUGACUUGGACAGAUCAUACGCUGGACGCUUAGAGGUGAGCGUUGUCCGAGGCGUUGAGGACUUCUGUUUCCCAACACACUGCAGCCGAGGAGAGCGCAGAGAGCUCCUCACACUGGCCAGGAGAGAGAGAUGUUUUGAAGAAAACUUCAGUUGUUCAGACGAGUUUGUGUCCUGUAUGCCCUCAGCUCUUCAGCGAAUGGAAGAGGACGUGCUGCCGGGUCAAUUCCUCUUACAGGAGGAUCUGAACCAGGAGUCGAAGAGGGAGGUGGACUUUGACCCGCCAUCAGCCUCGCAGUUCCGUAUCGGCGUGGCACGAGACUGGCCUGACGCUAGGGCAGUAUGGGUGAGUAAAGAUGGCAGCCUGGUUGUCUGGGUCAACAUGGAGGACCACCUCAGACUUGUGUCCACACGAGACGACGCCAACAUCACCGAGGCAUUCAAAUGCAUGUUCAUCAACCUGCAGAAGCUGGAGGAUUUUUACCGGGAACUCAAACACCCGUUCACCUGGAAGCAGCAGCUGGGGUGGGUCACCAGCUCUCCAGCCGACGUGGGAACAGGUCUAAGGAUCAGUGUGCAGCUCAAACUGCCAUUCCUCCCCAAACACAAACGCCUGCAGGACAUCCUGAAGAGACUGAGGCUCUGCAUGGACACGACAGAAUCUCCAACACUGUAUUGUGUGAGCAACACGUCAACCUUCGGCCUGAGCGAGGUGGGACUGACCCAGCUUGUGGUAGACGGGGUCAAACUGCUCAUCGCCAUGGAGAAGAGGCUGGAGGUCAAUGGAGACAUCGACGGGCUCGUUCCUGCACAGAAGUAGAUCUUGAUGAUGACUAGCUUGAGUGAGUAGGAAGGAAGGACUGAGAAACCAAACACUGGAAUCUGUUUAAUUAAGAAUAAAUUAUACAAACACUAACAUCCACUAAAAAUAGGUGUGUCUUUCUCGUUGAGGGUAGUAAUAUUAUGCUGCAUUGAUUUAGAGUCAUUGGGUCACAUGAUAUGAAAGCUAUUGAAAAGAAAUGUGACUUUUCAAUAAAAAAACGUUUGAAUUUUCCUAACAAUAUGAAUGUAACUAAGUAGAGUAAACACUUUAAUUACAAUAAAAGAGGUCUCUCCUAGUCAAA